UCUUUCUUGUCUUUAAUUAUUCCUGUUGUGUUUUGCUCGAAAGAAAAAAACCCUCUCAACAAUGGCGGAACCAAAGACCAAAUACGAUCGUCAGCUCAGGAUUUGGGGUGAGCAAGGGCAGGCUGCGCUUGAAAAGGCAAGUAUUUGCUUGCUCAACUGUGGUCCUACUGGUUCCGAGACUCUCAAAAAUCUUGUUCUUGGUGGCAUUGGAAGUAUUACUGCUGUUGACGGUUCUAAAGUAGAAAAUGGAGACCUUGGAAAUAAUUUUAUGGUCAGUGAGUCGAGUCUUGGACAGUCGAAGGCAAAAUGUGUCUGUGCUUUUCUGCAGGAACUUAAUGAUGCUGUGAAAGCUAAAUUUAUUGAAGAGCAUCCUGUGACUUUAAUCGAGACCAACCCUUCAUUUUUUUCUCAGUUUACCUUGGUUGUAGCCACACAGCUGGUGGAAGAUUCCAUGGUGAAGCUAGACCGCAUUUGUCGUGAUGCAAAUGUUAUGCUAGUAUUUGCACGCUCAUAUGGCCUCAGUGGGUUUGUUCGAACCAGCGUGAAGGAACAUGCAGUGAUAGAGUCAAAGCCUGAUCAUUUUCUUGAUGAUCUCCGGUUGAAUAAUCCAUGGCCUGAACUUAAAAAGUUCACUGAGAACAUCGAUUUGGAUACAUCUGAUCAUGUAGCCCAUAAACAUACUCCGUACAUCUUAAUUCUUGUCAAGAUGGCACAAGAAUGGGCUAAAGUCCAUGGUGGAAAGCUUCCAUCAACCAGAGAAGAGAAAAGAGAAUUUAAGGAACUAUUAAAAGCAAAAAUGAUUGCAGCUGAUGAAGACAAUUAUACAGAAGCUAUUGAGGCCUCAUUUAAAGUGUUUGCCCCUCUAGGAAUUAGUUCAAGUUUGAAACGUAUACUUCAUGAUCCAUGUGCUGACGUUGAAUCUGGUUCAUCAGAUUUUUGGGUGAUGGUAGCCGCAUUGAAGGAGUUCAUUGCUAAUGAAGGUGGCGGUGAAGUCCCUCUUGAGGGAUCAAUACCGGAUAUGACAUCUUCUACCGAGCUAUAUGUGAACCUUCAGAAACUUUAUCAGGCUAAGGCCGAGGCUGAUUUUCUUUUGGUUGAGCAACGUGUUAGAGAUAUUUUGAAAAACAUCGGUAGAGAUCCAUAUAGCAUCUCAAAAUCAGUAAUAAAAAGCUUCUGUAAGAAUGCCAGAAAGCUCACAGUAUGCAGAUUUAAGCUCAUUGAGGAAGAGUUCAAUUCUCCUAAUUUGCCUGAGAUGCAAAAGUAUCUUACUGAUGAGGAGUACAGUGUGGCUGUGGGAUUUUAUAUUCUACUUCGAGCUGUUGAUCGAUUUUACGCCAACUAUAAUACUUUUCCUGGCCAGUUUGAUGGUGCAUUGGACGAGGAUAUAUCGAGAUUAAAAACUACAGCAGUAAGCCUUCUUAGUGAUUUGGGCUGCAAUGGCUCCACCUUGACAGAAGACCUUAUCAAUGAGAUGUGCCGAUAUGGUGCUGCUGAACUCCAUGCAGUUGCUGCUUAUAUUGGUGGAGUUGCGUCACAGGAAGUGAUCAAGCUGAUUACAAGGCAAUUCGUGCCUAUGACAGGAACUUUCAUCUUCAAUGGCAUAGAUCACAAAUCCCAGUUGUUGUCAUUAUAAUUUUCGAAAAUGCCAGGGAAAUUCUAUCUUUUUGACAUGAUACGACAAAGGUUAUGCAAUUUCAGAGUCUGUGACUACCCCAGAAAUUAGGAGAAUCAAAGAGGCCUAAUCAAGACGAAGACCACAACUCAUUUGCUGAGAUAUGAGAUUUAGAUUUAGGGUCUGUCAAAUUAAAACCUAAACUAGAUCCAUCAUCCAUGGAUUAUUAUUUGGGUUGUAUUUAGGGCAUUAAUGCUGCUAUAUUGAUUUCUACCCUGUGCAUGGUUUGGAGAAAGGGCAGUCAUUAAUCAUAUUACUAUGAAGAAGUUGACCUUGA
Molecule: messenger RNA, 1949 nt
Organism: Erigeron canadensis
Lineage: Eukaryota; Viridiplantae; Streptophyta; Magnoliopsida; Asterales; Asteraceae
Product: NEDD8-activating enzyme E1 regulatory subunit AXR1-like
Exons: 15
Coding region: 62-1633 (523 amino acids)
Biological process (GO): protein neddylation
Cellular component (GO): cytoplasm
Molecular function (GO): NEDD8 activating enzyme activity
Source: RefSeq, a predicted model, not a curated record